UUAAGAGAAAUAAUCUGGCCAUAACUUCAACAUUAGGAAAACGAAUUUUAGACGUUCCCUCACUUUUGCAUGUCUCAAAUUAUUCUAGGCUUUGAUGCUGUAUUUUUAAAAAUGUAAGAAGAAAGCAAGUAAUCAUGGAUCAAGAAACAGCCCAGACCUUGUUCAGAGAAGGUGCUAUUUUUGUAUUUCUUGAUGUGCCAGUAGGAACAGAAUUUGGUAUAGAUUAUAAUUCAUGGAAUAUUGGACCAGAGUUCCGAGGAGUGAAAAUGAUUCCUGCAGGUCUUCAUUUUGUUUAUUAUAGUGCCUGUAAUAAGGAAGGCCAAACAGCACCUAGGACUGGGUUUUUCUAUAACUUCAGAAAGAAAGAAAUUGUUGUUCGCAAAUGGAACAAAUUGUUAGAAGAUAUUGAUCCAGACAUUGAUGUUAGAGGAGACAUGCUUCAGAAAUUUCAUGACAAUAAAGAGGAAAUGGAUAGAUACUUAGGAGCUUAUCCUUAUGAAAAUUACAAAAAAUGGGUAUCUCUCUCUAGCUGCAUGAGCGAGACUUUAGUGGAAAAACUUCAACCAGAAAAUGGCAAAAUCUUAAGUGUUUCAGAAUUUAUAUCAGAAAGUAGUGACACUGCAAGCCGUAAAAAAGCAAAUGAUAAUUUGCCAGAUAAGUUAUACACAGAACCAACAUCUGCAAGAGAAGCAGAAUUACAACUACCACAAAUGAAGGUACAGCCAGGUACAUUUAUCAGGUUUACAGAAUUACCCAAGAAGAGGUACCCAGAAGGGAGUACUCCAGCAGAAAUUACAAAAUGUAGCAUGGAUUCAACCUACAUAUUAGAAACUCUAUUAAAAGAAAAUUUUAACUGCAUUGAAAAAGAUUUACUUGGAGAAGUUCAGUUUUCAUUUAUCUGCUUUUUGAUUGGACAAGUCUUUGAUGGAUUUGACCAAUGGAAAAAAUUGGUACAUUUGCUUUGUAGCAGUGAAUCUGCAUUAACUACUCACACACAACUGUUUUUAGAUUUUAUUGGUGUACUUUAUUUUCAAGUUCAUGAAAUCCCCGAAGAUUUCUUUGUUGAUAUUGUAUCACAAAGUAAUUUUCUGACGACAACUUUACAAGAAUUCUUUUCAAAUGUGGAAUGUAGUUCUGCUGAUCAGAGCCUGAAAAGAAAAUGCAGAAAGUUCAAAGAACAUUUGACGAUUAAAUUUAGAUGGGACUUUGAUUCUGAGCCAGAUGAAUACGCACCAGUUGUUGUGGAUACAAACUAAUAAAUCAUAUCAG
Mytilus trossulus (common blue mussel) is the source of this 1269-nucleotide messenger RNA. RefSeq names its product protein AAR2 homolog. Bases 135 to 1256 code for a protein of 373 amino acids. NCBI's taxonomy places the organism in Eukaryota, Metazoa, Mollusca, Bivalvia, Mytilida, Mytilidae. Gene Ontology annotation, biological process: spliceosomal tri-snRNP complex assembly. The record is from RefSeq and is a predicted model, not a curated record. The transcript has 5 exons.